Nerophis lumbriciformis (worm pipefish) is the source of this 1659-nucleotide messenger RNA. NCBI's taxonomy places the organism in Eukaryota, Metazoa, Chordata, Actinopteri, Syngnathiformes, Syngnathidae. The record is from RefSeq and is a predicted model, not a curated record.
AUGCACCUGCAAGACUUGCACCUUGCUGUCAUAGUGCUGCUGCUCUGUGUCAACUCUUUGCAUUGCGCUAUUCUCUCUGCUGCAUCUUCGUACGAGUUCACUGCCUACAGGAUGCAACAGUACAACCUGGAAAAAAAGAUACAUGGUUGCCGAGGUGCCAUCAUUGUGGCAGAGGCCCGGUCCGCUGAUGAACCAGCGCUGACCCGCCGCUGUGUCAUCAUGAGGGUGGUGGACUUCACCACCAAAUCAUACACUGAGGCUCAGAGACAAAACGCUGCCGCCAUUCUGAUUCUGUUGCCCAAAAAUAUGUCAAGUAUUUUACCUGAAGAAAUACAGUCCUUCAUGAUGAGCGAGAGACAAGCCUUGAUGAAGGAGACUCUCGUGCCAGUGUAUGUGGCCCCUGAGGAUGAACAGCUGCUCUACAUGUAUGAAGAGGUGAAGAAGGCUGCUUCUGCUAGGACCUCGUCUAUAUUCGUCCGAGUCUUUCGAAGUAUGGUAACAGCGACAGCCUUUCAGAUCUUAGUGAGUAACAAUUCCCCCAUCAAGGCCAUUACAGACACCACACUGGUUACAUUGGAAGGUGUACUUCCUGGAGCCGGUGAGGACAUACCCACUAUUGUGAUCACUGCCCACUAUGAUUCACAUGGACUGGCACCAUGGUUGUCCUAUGGAGCCGACUCUAAUGGAAGCGGCGUUGUCAUCUUGCUUGAAUUGGCACGUCUCUUCCAGAUUCUUUAUAGUAGCCCAAGAACUAGGCCACGCUAUCAUUUAAUGUUCUCCCUCACUGGAGGAGGAAAGUACAACUUCCAAGGCACCAAGAAGUGGAUUGAAGAGAACUUGGACCAUGCUGAAUCAAGCCUGCUUCAUGAUAAUGUGGCAUUUGUGUUAUGUCUGGAUACACUGGCCAAUGGUGAUGAGCUGUACAUGCACGUGUCCCGUCCACCCAAAUCGGACACUCCCAUGUAUGCAUUCAUUCAACAUUUGGACAAGGUGGUUUCCUCCAGAUUCCCGUGGAUGAAGACAGAAGUGGUCCAUAAAAAAAUCAACCUCGUGGGGUCCACCGUUUCUUGGGAGCACGAGCGCUACAGCCUUCGCAGGAUACCAGGAUUCACUCUGUCUCACCUGGAAGACCCUAAAUCCGAGCUGCGGGGCUCCAUCCUCGACACUGUUUCCCAAGUUGACUUCCGGAAAAUGAAGCGGAAUGGGAUCAUCAUAGCAGAGGCUCUGGCACGGUACAUGUACCAGUUAUCUGACAAGGGUUCACCAAAGGAUGUUCAGCUUUUCAAAGGCCGGUUGGACUUCCAUGACAGUCGAAUAUCCAGUCUUAUGUCCUUCCUAACGUCAGUUCCUCGUGCCACACAGCUGAUGGAUAAAGAGCCUGCUCACAUCUUGCUCAUUAACUCGCUGGAGCAUGAGUUCAAACAAAACUUACAGCAAGUGCACAGGCACAUUUUCAGACAGGACAGAAGGGACCCUGAUAUUACAUUUUUUGAUCAAAUGAGACAGCAAAUAGUGAUGUACAGGGUGAAACCUGCUGCUUUUGAUCUCUUCCUGGGUGGCUGCAUCAUGGCAUAUUUGGGCAUUGUUUACUUUGCUAUACAGAACUUUGACUAUGUCUACACUAAACUAAAGGCGGCAGUAAAACCAAAGCACCACUAA